CGGCGGGGGGCUGCCGGGGCCCCGCCGAGUCGGCGCGGCUGCUGGCGCCGGUGGCGCUGGCGUGCGGCGCGGACGGCGCCGUCUACGUGGGGGACUACAACUUGGUGCGGCGCGUGGAGCCCGCGGGCAACGUGAGCACCGUCAUGGAGCUCAGAAGCCGGGAAGUGAGACACAGCGCGUCGCCGGCGCACAAGUACUACGUGGCCGUGUGCCCCGUGACGGGCGCCGUCAUCGUGUCGGACGGCGCCACGCGCCGACUCUACCGCGUGCCGCCGGCGCCCCCCCCGGCGGCGGGGGGUGGCGGGGGGUGGGGAACGCCGGAGGUGCUGGCCGGCACCGGGGAGCAGUGCCUGCCCAUGGACCCCGGCAGGUGCGGCGACGGUGGGGCGGGCACCGCCGCCAGCCUCACCCAGCCACGCGGCGUGGCGGUGGACGAGCGGGGCCUCGUCUACUUUGUGGACGGCAGCUCGGUGCGCCGUGUGGACCAGAACGGCGCCAUCUCCACCGUGCUCGGCUCCACCGGCCUCGCCGCCGCCUCCGCCCGCCCGCUCAGCUGCGGGGACUCCAUGGACGCCGCGCAGGUGCGCCUGGAGUGGCCCACGGACCUGGCCGUGAGCCCGCUGGACAACUCGCUGCUGGUGCUGGACACCGGCGUGGUGCUGCAGGUGUGGGACGGGCGCCGCGCCCGCGUCGUCGCCGGGCGCCCGCCGCACUGCACGGCGCCCGGCGGCGUCGAGGCGCCGCCGGCGUCGGCGCCGCUGGAGUCGCCGGUGGCGCUGGCCGUGUCGCCGGACGGCGCGCUGCACGUGGCCGAGACGGACGGGCGCCGGCUGCACCGCGUGCGGCGCGUCGCCGCUCCGCGCCAGGGGGCGGAGCCGGGGGACGGCGGCAGCGGCGCCGUCACGGUCGCCGGCGGGGUGGCGCCGUGCGACUGCGGGGCUGAUUCCGGCGCCGGUGGCGGCGGCGGCGGCGCCGGUUCAUCGUCGUCCCCGUGCGAGUGUUUUGGAGGGGACGGGGGCUCCGCUCGCGACGCUCGGCUCCACUCCCCCACGGCUCUCGCGUUCUGCCCGGACGGCUCCCUCUACAUAGCUGACUUGGGGAAUGUCAGGGUGCGUGUGGUGCGUGAGCCGGGCCCCAUGCGGGAAUCCACCUCCUCCACCUCCUCCUCCACCUCCUCCACCUCCUCCUCCACCUCCUCCACCUCGUCGUCGUCGUCCACCUCGUCGGGGAGGCUGCUGGUGCCGCUGCCGGCGGAGCAGGAGCUGCUGGUGUUCAGCGCCGCGGGUCGCCACCUGAGCACGCGGAGCCUCGUCACGGGAGCCACCCUCCUCAGCUUCUCCUACGGCGGCGGGGAGGGGGGCGACGAGGGGGGGGGAGGGGGCCGGGCCGCUGUCGUCCGUCACCUGGUGGACAGCCCCCAGCAACAGCCGUCCCCACACGUCACUCCCCCCCGUCUGUCUCCCCCGCCACCCCCCACCAGCGACGCCGACGGCAACGUGCUGCGCGUGGAGCGCGGGGGGGGCUCCUCCCCCGCGGUGGGGGCCGAGGGGGGGGGCCCCCCUCCCCCCGCCGUCUCGGGCGGCGAGGCGGUGCGGCUGGUGGCGCCGGGGGGGCUGGCGACGGAGCUGGCGGUGUCGCCGGGAGACGGAGCGCUGCUGGGACUCGUCAGCCAGGGCCGGUGGCUGGCGCGGCUCGCGUACCACCCGGCCGGCGGCACGGGUGGCGGCACGG
Petromyzon marinus (sea lamprey) is the source of this 1731-nucleotide messenger RNA. The record is from RefSeq and is a predicted model, not a curated record. NCBI's taxonomy places the organism in Eukaryota, Metazoa, Chordata, Hyperoartia, Petromyzontiformes, Petromyzontidae.